GAGAUCCAAGUAGCAGUCAGAGGUUUUAGACGUUCCUAGGCAUAGCUGUAGAUUUGCAGAUUCUGUAAACGCAGACUUAUUAUUGGAAUCCUUGUAUAAACUGAGACGACCAGCCACCAUGCUUGAAUGAUAAGCAGUCUUAAAUCAAAUUCCAUCUCAUGUUGCCGUUGCAGGCGCACAUCUGGUGCCCCCCCCCCCGUCUGAACUGGCAGUGCGACAGUGUCCCAGAUUCGGGCGCACCCUGUGCCCCGGGCGGGGCUGCCAGUCGUGACGUCACACGCCGUCAGCACGUGUUCAGUGUGUGGCCGUGCGCGCGCAGGGACAGCCGCAGGGGCCCCUGUCGUCGGUCGCGUACCCGUCGGCUCGUAGGGUCGGGGCGGCGGGUCAGCCGGAGGCGGUGCGGUCAGUGGUCACUCGACAUCCGGCGUGGGAACCCAAUGGACGUGUCCUGACCCGGACUGACCCGGCCAGCCCGGAAAGUGACUCUGAGUGACCUGCCCUGUGCACUGGUAACCUGUGCUGACCCGGGGGUCUGGAAGUGACCCCGAGUGACCUGUGCUGUUCACUGGUGGCACUUGACUCUCGGCGCCCGAAGGGUCAACGCCUUGACUCCUGCUACCUGUAGAUUCAUCCAGCGAUAAGUUAGCUGAGCUCGCCCCUAGUGCUCAAAACUGCCGCCAAUCAACUCUGUGAGCGAACGCCUCUGAUCGGCAGUCUAGCCGGUGCCAGGACAGGCCAGGUCAGGUCCGGUCAGAGAUGCUGCGCCGCGCGCUGACCGUCUCGCCGCAGCGGCUGACGCGGCUGGCCGCCGCCACGCAGCCGGCUCCGGAGCGUGUGCCUCCAGAGGAGGACAUGUUGGACGAGCUGGGACUGCCGGAGCCGGAGCCGCAGCCGGAGAGGUGGAUUCCCGUGAGGCCGGGCCGCGCGCUGCUGCAGAGGCUCGGCCUCCAGCCGGCCGGCUGGCUGUCUGAGGAGCCCGACCAGUCCAGGAUGGGCAGCUUCACGUCGGCGCCCAAGAUCCUGAACCCGGACAGUGCCGAUGACGCGCUGACGUUCCCGGAGGAGUCGAUGACGCCGGCGGAGAUGGAGUCGUACUGCCGUCAGCAGCUGAGCGAGCUGCCGCCGCUGCUGACACGCGAGUUUACCGUCAUCGAGCAGCCUGCAGACGCCGACAGCCAGUUCAGGAUCAUGCAGUGGAACACGCUGUCACAGACGCUGGGCGUGCACAACGACAACUUCACCGAGUGUCCGUCUGCGGCUCUGGACUGGGAGACGCGCCGCUACCGUCUCAUUGAGGAGAUCAGUCACUACGCUCCGGACGUGCUCUGCCUGCAGGAGGUGGACCACUUCAAGUUCUUCCAGAAGGCGCUGGGCACGAUCGGUUACUCGGGCGUGUUUUUCGAGAAGCCCGACUCCCCGUGUAUCUACAUCAAGGGAAACAACGGUCCGGACGGGUGUGCGCUCUUCUUCCGGAACGAGAGGUUCGAGCUGGUGCGCACAGAGACGCGCGUCAUCGAGGUCUGGAAGGUGCAGAGCAACCAGGUGGUGGUGCUGGCCAUUCUGCGUGACCGGCGCACGGGCCACGAGGUGUGCGCCGUCACCACGCACCUGAAGGCGCGCUCGGGCGCCCUGCUCAGCGCCAUCCGCAGUGAGCAGGGCAAGGACCUGCUGUCGUUCGUCAGCAGCCACGCCGGUAACCGGCCCAUCAUCGUCUGCGGCGACUUCAACGCUGAGCCCAGUGAGCCCGUGUACGCCACACUGACCCAGGACAGCGACCCGGAGCUGAGCUCGGCCUACGUGCAGGCCACCGGCGCAGAGGCCGACUACACCACCUGGAAGAUCCGCGGCUCGGGCGAGGUGUGCCAGACGCUCGACUACGUGUUCCUGUCGUCGUCCCGGUUCAGCGUCGAGUCGAUCCUGCCGCCGCCCACCGAGCAGCAGCUGGGAGAGGCGCGCGCGCCCAGCUUCGCCUACCCGAGCGACCACUUCUCGCUGGUGACCGAUGUCAGUAUUCUGCCCAGCUAGGGGCGGGAGGAGGGCCCUCCCCGCCGGGCCGACAGCGGGGCGACAAUGUCAACACAUCCGGGAGACACAGAGGCAUUACUGGUGAUUUGUUGAGUUCUAGUGUUCGGUGCUGUUUGUUGAGUGAUGAGCCUGUGCUCCACAUGUGUUGCUUACAACGACGAGUUCGUCUGUCCCUUCCGUUCCUCAUCUUUGCAAAAUUCAAAAUUUUGAUGCAAAAUUAAUUAUCAUCUUCAUAAGGAUUUUAGAAAUAACAAAGUAAUAUUUAGCGGGUUGCUCACAAUAACGCCUUUGAUGAAGCUGAUCAAAUAAUCCAACUUUUCUUCAUUUUCUCUCCAUAACUGUAUUCCGUGACGCUUUACAUACUUCUGAGUCCUAAUAGCUCAGAUCAGUCAAAUAAUUGUACAACGAAAGAGUUGCCGGCACAAAUGACUCAGAAUACAAAUGCCGUGUGCCAGUCUGCGCCCGGUUUGGUACGUGCCAAGGCAAUUGUUCGAGUAAGCUGUGCCUACAUGCACUCGUGUGUGAUCACCGUUCCAUGCUUCUAUCCUCAAGAUACAGAUAUCCUUCUCCUCCACUCCGCAGCCCCCUCCGGGCUGGACAGGCAACUUUAUCUCAUGCGGGCUGCUCCCUUGGAGCGGCACCGCUGCUCCCGAGGGAGCGCACCCCGUAGCCGGGUGCAGUGAGUGCCUUGGGGCUGGGUGGCCUGUCCUCUGGACGGGUUCAGCCCCGGCGACUCACUAGGGUGCCUGCCCAGACCAAUGUCACCCCCUAUAUCCUAUUAUCCUCCCGGCUCUGAAAUGGUCUUGUCAGACCGAAAGGGCCUAACCCAACAAAACAAACAAACAAAAUCGUGUGUGAUGUGUAAAUUAUGUGCGAAUGCGUUAUUUAUGUGAGCGCGGUAAUCUUCAUUUCGGCUAUUCUCUUCUCUUCUCACCCUCCGGCACACUGGGACAUCGAUUGAAACGUUUCACCUUUCAACGACUUUCACUUUGUGAAUAAAAAAAUAUAUAAUCCCUUCUCAGACCUAUCCACAGCAAUCAAACCUCUAUCAGUUUAGGACAGCACCAGUCAAGCUGAUGGUCCUUGACUGUUCGGUGAUCGUCUGAAUGUAGCUGCACUUGCGCCAUUCGUGCGACAAAGACUAAGAAAAAUGAUUGAUGACCGAUUGCUAAUCUGCACACCCUUGCGAUGGUGCGCAGUUAGAACCCAGCGUCUUUGUCCUACGACCGUCACCUUCCUCCGAACAAGGAGCUGUUGUUGACGAUCUGAAGACACGUGCAUUGUGCACUGCACGGUGGCCCAGGUGACAGUGUAGUGACUUCCGACCCUAUAUUAGAGGCCGGCAGGCUCUAUUGUUGGACCCGACCCACUUCCCUUCCUCCCAAUGACGUCCUUUUCACUGUCAAUGCCUGUUCUCCCACUGUGCUAUCCCUCCAACUGCCUUAUGUCCAUGCCCUGUUCCGGUAUCCUGGGCGGGGCACCGAGGGCAGAGGUGAUUAAUCGACGAGCUGGUGCACAGUUUGCCAUCUUGUAUGCGAAUGAUGCUAGGGUAGCGCCAUCGUGCGCUGUGUUUUCGUCGAUUGUUCAUACCCAGUCCUCGGGAGAUGUUCUACAUUGGAUAUUCUCUGUUGUACUUACCUUUUUCGGUAUGCAUGAUGUCUUGUAUUUAUAUUGUACAAUUAUUUAUAUGCGCUGGUAAUUAAGAUGGAUUAAUAUAUUUAUUGGUCCGAAG
Amphibalanus amphitrite is the source of this 3757-nucleotide messenger RNA. RefSeq names its product nocturnin-like. NCBI's taxonomy places the organism in Eukaryota, Metazoa, Arthropoda, Thecostraca, Balanomorpha, Balanidae. Gene Ontology annotation, molecular function: 3'-5'-RNA exonuclease activity. The transcript has 5 exons. Bases 757 to 2025 code for a protein of 422 amino acids. The record is from RefSeq and is a predicted model, not a curated record.